GUAUUUUUGUAUUGCUUUUUCCAGACAUGCAAGAUGCUGACGGAAGCUGAGAAGGAAGAGCAGCAGAAAAAGGAGGAUCUGGCCUGCACUGAUGGAGCUGCAUGGGUUGCUGAAGUGCAGGAAUGGGCAACCCGCGUAAGAACACGCCCUUUGAAGCUGCAGCAGGACAUAGAGGGCCGCUAUCUUAACCUUCGACAGAGGAAGCAAGCUCUGUACCGAAAGAAUGACAGUGGUCAGUUGCGUCAUCGUCUGCGGAGCGAGAUGACUGUUGUUAAGAACAGGCUUCUUAAAGACAUUGCCACCUUCAACAGUGCAUCGCCAACAACGACAAUCGACAUUGGAACCGUGGAGCGAUCAUUGUCAGGAGAUGGACCAGCUGUUUUUUGGCCUUGGGAUGUGCAGGGGAGUGUCAGACUUGAGGACAAGCAUGCCUACUUUGUGGCCUCGAUGCGCAGGAAGCGCUUGGAAGAAGAGAAAGGCAUCCUCGUGAAGGAGAUGGAACAGCACACUACAUCACUGAAAAGAUUGAUGUCUUGUCUAGAAGCAAAGAUGUCAUCGGCAGAGUCACAAAAUGAGGGCCUUUCUGCCUUCUGUCGAAGACGGCUUCAUGACCUGACAAUCGUCCAUCUUUCUGCUGUGGCAAGCUACAGGGCUGUUUUAAGCCCACAGGGGACCAAUAGGCCAUCUUGUGAGGAAGGGCAGGGAGAUGACGGGAAUGAGGACGAUGUACACAGCAGUGAUUUCUCAUACACCAGUGAUGAGGAAGAAACGGAGUGUAGUUCUUUAAUCUGAGACGGUUUGGAAUCAUCAAUCAUCAUUCCUUGACACCCGCAGCUGUCUCCUUUCUCCUGCUUUCUCCAACACACCAACAGCCUCUCUCUGUCCUGCUCUCCUCUGUCUCCUCCAUCCUGAUCUCCAGUGCA
Engraulis encrasicolus (European anchovy) is the source of this 923-nucleotide messenger RNA. RefSeq lists its product as uncharacterized. Bases 34 to 792 code for a protein of 252 amino acids. The record is from RefSeq and is a predicted model, not a curated record. NCBI's taxonomy places the organism in Eukaryota, Metazoa, Chordata, Actinopteri, Clupeiformes, Engraulidae. The transcript has 7 exons.